Messenger RNA from Lepisosteus oculatus (spotted gar), 5871 nucleotides. RefSeq names its product Sin3A-associated protein a (gene sap130a). NCBI's taxonomy places the organism in Eukaryota, Metazoa, Chordata, Actinopteri, Semionotiformes, Lepisosteidae. Gene Ontology annotation, biological process: negative regulation of transcription by RNA polymerase II. Gene Ontology annotation, cellular component: Sin3-type complex. The record is from RefSeq and is a predicted model, not a curated record.
UCGAAGGUGUUGUUGCAGAGACGGAUGGAGAAGCUUGAACCUGUUUAAGCACGGCUAUAGAAAUGAGUUUAGACUUUUAGGUAUUUGUUUUCAGUACACGAAUAGCUGUAGAAAGAGAAUUCCGCGACGUCGUCGGGUAGAUGUCUAAAUUAUUUAGCGAAGUGGAUAUUCUGUUUUGGAAUUUGACUUAAGUGUAUCAUUUUCAUAGAAGAAGGAAAAUUUGGGAAAAUCUGUACGGACCUUCGUCAAAAGAUGAGCUCCCAGCAGUUUCCAAGGGCAGGAGUUCCAGCCUCUAGCCUGGGACAAGCACAGAUGACAGGGGGAAACUCCAGCCUGGCUCCAGGAAACCAGACUGGCACAGGGGGCGGCGAGGAAGGCUGCCGGGAGCCGGACCACACUCCACGCGACCACCCGCCCAGCGGCGGGGGGGCCCUGGCCUUCCGCGACGAGAAGCAGGAGACGGUGGUGGUCAGGCCCUACCCGCAGGUCCAGCCCCACGGGCAGCCCCUGACUCUGCCUCAGCACCUCCCGCUGCCGGCCGGCCCUCCGGCUACCGUCUCGGCGCCGCCGCCGCACCUCGCCCAGGCCUUGCCGCUGUCUUUCACCGAGGCGUCCAUGAAGUCUGCCCUGAAGCCAGCUAUGCCUAGCCGCCCCAUUGCCCCAGCACCAGCUUCUAGCCAGGGUCACCUGACUGUUCCAGCCAAGGUUCCCGGUCAUGUCACAGUUACUAUGGAAAGCAGCAUGCCUCAGACUUCAGCUAUCCCCGUGGCAACCAUCAGUGGGCAGCAGGGCCACUCCGGUAACCUGCAUCCGUUAAUGGCAGCUAAUGUGCAGAUCAUCCGUGGCAGCACGCCGGCACUCCAGUUAGCGUCCCCUGCGGCCCCACCUCAUACCUUUACUUCCCACUUACCCAGAGGAGCAGCAGCAGCCGCUGUGAUGUCCAGCUCGAAAGUGACUACGGUUCUGCGUCCUGCCUCUGGUCCGAGCGCCGGGGCGGUCCAGCCCACUGUGCAGCACAUCAUCCACCAGCCCAUCCAGUCUCGCCCCCCUGCCACCACCUCCACAGCUGUGCUUCCUACUGUUGUGGCUCCAGUCUCGGCGACCCGGGCCCAGUCCCCAGUCAUCACCACUGCGGCCACACACACGGCUGAGAUGAUGCACGGCCGCCCUGCUCUUACCAUUCACCAGUCUCCUGCCACCAUUAGUAUCCAGCGGCAGCCCCAGUCUCGAGACAGUGCCACGCGCAUCACUCUGCCCUCCAAUCCGGCCAUCGGUACCCAGAAGCCGCAGCUGCACACCAUGACUCAGCAGAAACCUCUUUAUAGCAACGUGCCUCCUGUUGCUGCAGCUACAGUAGCCCCAAUCCUGGCCACGAACACAGUGGCAUCGCCAACCACAACUGGAUCCGUAGGCCAUACCCAAACAACUACCAGUACAAUAGUUACCAUGACGAUGCCCUCUCACUCAUCGCAUGCCACUGCAGUGACCACCUCCACAAUCCCUGUUGCGAAGGUGGUUCCUCAGCCCAUAACUCAUACCUCUCCACGCCUUCAGCCUGAUUACCCUGGAGAAAGAGCAAGCCUCCUACCAGGCUUAGCUGGGCACAGGUCUUCUCCAAACCCAGUCACCAUGGAGGCUAGGAGUGACAACAGGCAGUCUGUGCCAAUGCAAAUCCAGUACUUCCUGCCAACAUACCCUUCGUCUCCGUAUCCCCUGACACACACUUACACGCCUAUCACCAGCUCUGUCUCGACCAUCCGCCAGUACCCAGUGACUCCUCAGGCCCCCAGUUCAGCCAUGCCUGCUCAGGCCGGCGUCGGCGUGGCACCUACUGUCCACCUGAACCACAUGCAGCUGAUGGCGGUGGACCGCAUUGGUCUGCAGUCUGCACCACUCAGCACGCAGGGAAUGCAGUCUGCCGCCGCGAUGGGAGCGCAGGGGAUCCAGCCAGCACCCAUCGGAACACAAGGGCUCCAUACGUCUGCGCCCAUCAGCACCCAGGGGAUCCAGCCAGCAACGAUCAGCUCUCAGCAGCAGCAGCAGACAGAGGCCAAGGCAUCAGUGGUUUUGGCAGAUGGUUCCACUCUUGUUUCCAAUCCUAUUAGCAACACGUUCAGUGCAACGCAACCUGUUUCCACAGUUGCACAAACGCACCCGCAGAGUGGCAGCUCCAGCACUCCCACGCUCAUUUCCUCUCCCCGGCCUAGCAUUCUCCGCAAAAAGCCCGCCGGUGAAGGCUCCGCCGUUCGGAAAAACGCUUUCCCAUCCCAGGCCGCCGAAGCCACGAGCCCGCGGCUGGACGGGGCCAUCAGGAGUGCGACGGGAUCGCCUCGACCUGCGGGAGCAAAAUCCAAACCGGAGAUCCACGUUGCGGUGACCCCUCCGGUGACUGUGACGGUGGAGGCCAUGUCCAUCCAGAGCAGCGAGCAGCAGGCAGCCCCUUCCCCUGCCCAGCAUCCCUCGCAGGCGAUCCCCGCCAUCCUGACGGCGGCGGCGGCGGCCCCUCCUUCGCAGCCCACCGCCGCGCUCGCCGCCCUCCCGGCGGCCAUGGCGGUCACCCCGCCGAUCCCCGCUUCCUUGGCCAACGUGGUGGCCCCGCCCACCCAGCCGGCGGCCAGCAGCACGGCCGCGUGCGCCGUCAGCUCCGCCCUCCCCGAGAUCAAGAUCAAGCAGGAGGUGGAGCCGAUGGACACGUCGCAGCAAGUUCCUUCUGUGACUCCCACAGUAGUAGCCCCUGUCCUCACUCCCCUUGGAAACUCCCUGGGGCUUUCUGCAGGAGACCUGCUACCAGGAGCUUCCCCCCGGAAAAAGCCCCGCAAGCAGCAGCAUGUCAUCUCUACAGAAGAAAGCGAGAUGAUGGAGACCAACAGCACUGAUGAGGAGAAGUCUACAGCUCGGCCACUCGCAAUGAAGGCCGAGAAACGCAAGUCCCCUCCGAAGGAGUACAUUGAUGAAGAAGGUGUCCGAUAUGUUCCUGUCCGCCCAAGACCCCCAAUAACUCUGCUGCGCCACUAUCGGAACCCAUGGAAGGCAGCUUACCAUCACUUCCAGAGAUACAGUGACAUCAGAGUCAAAGAGGAGAAGAAAUGCACAUUGCAAGAUAUGGCUAAUCAGAAGGGUGUGGUGUGCAGAGCGCAGGGCUGGAAGAUACACUUGUGUGCAGCACAGCUCCUUCAGCUGACAAGCCUGGAGCGUGAUGUGUACAGCCGGCUGACUACACUCCAGGAAGGCCUGAUCCCGAAGAAGAAGGCCGGAGCAGAUGACGAUCUGCAUCGUAUUAAUGAACUCAUACAGGGUAACAUGCAGCGCUGUAAACUGGUGAUUGAUCAGAUCACCGAGGCCCGUGACGCAAUGAUGAAGGUUCUGGACCACAAAGACCGUGUUAUGAAGCUGCUCAAUAAGAAUGGAGGAACCAAGAAGGUAUCCAAGCUUAAACGGAAGGAGAAAUCUUAGAUUGGGGAGACGUAUUUGGAGGAUGACAUGGCUGACGAUCGUGACUCCUCACUCGUGGUUUGGGAUUUUAGCUUAAUGUGCACAAUCGCUGGGCCCGCAUAAAGCCAAAAGGCAAAAGACAUUUGACAGAUAGCAAGAAAAACACCGGGAUGAUUCUAGGAAAGGUUGUUGAAAGAACGGUAGUGACUUACACAGGAACAUUUUUUGUUUUUCAGUUUUACUUUUGCUAAUUCCGCACUCAUAUUGAAUGCCUUCAGAUUAUGUUAAUGAAAGGGUAAGCAAAUAUGACGUUUACCUCUGUGAAUAUUUAGACACUGUUUUAUAAGGCCAGGUUAAAGGAAAUCAUAUUGAGAUUUAGGGUGCCUUGCAUUAUGUUAAUUGUUACAUUAAGCGAUGAAUGCUACUGUGAAGGGCCUGGAAUCCAGCUGUUUUAGUAGUGCUAUUUCGUCCUGCAAUUAUAGGGACCAAACAUCCAGACUGCCACAGUUGCAUUAAGACCUAUUGUCAGCAUUACAGUGUUGAAAACUGCAUUAAGUGCAAUUAAUGUAAUGACUUUUGAAGUAAUCUUUUACUCCACUUAAAAUGGUCCCAUUUUAAUGUUCAUUCAUUGAGUUAAAUAUUAAAAUUAGUAAUAAACCAUUCACAUGGUCUGUUACAAUUUAUGUAGCAGUACUUGGAAGCUGAUUUUUGAUUGUGACAGAUUUAUACAAUCUCAAUGUGUAAGGUGCCAUAGAUGAAAUUCUUUAUUGCAUUGCACCCUGUCUUUAGUGGUUCGUAUUGGGGAAAUUUAGAACAUAUUGUGUACUUCAUUAUAAAAUAUAUUAUCCAGAUUCCUGUAUCAUAAAGUCUCUUUGAAUUAAUGGUUGUCACAUUUCUCAUUUAUCCAGCACCUCCCAAAUGUAUUUAUAGAGCUUAUUUUUUAAUUGCAGCUGUAGGUCUGGACUUCUCCCAAAUAUUUGGAAUGAAACAUUUGAAGAUAGUUUCGCAGUAUAUGGAUGGCCCAAAGGCAUUUCAAAGUGUAUUCUUAUAAAUGGCGGAUUAUUUAGCUGCUGCUCUUUAAAUGGUAAGACAUUAAGUGUGUGGAUCAGCUCAGUUCUAGUCCUUGUAACGAAGAAAGGACUGUAGAGGGUGCUACAGAGUUACACAAAUGGUUAAUUCAAAAUAGAUCGUUUUCUCAUUGGGCACUAGACAAGCAUCGUGAAUGUCUGAUGUGUACACACUCUUUAAAACUCAUUUUGAGAAGAAAAACUCCAAGGAGCGGGUUUGAAGUGUUCCCCAUGUAUUGUUCUGUGCCUUUACAAAGUUUCAGUCUUACCUAUGUAAGACAAGACUGUUACGCUUUGUAAUGCCAUUGCUUUACUUUGGAAUAGAACUGAACAUUGAAGAUAUACACCUGUAAAUGAGCCUAAGAGAGGGUUGCACAUAUAACUUGAGCUGCACUCAGACCUAGAGAAAAGUAUUUGCAUAGCUUUUUAGUACAAUAUUUAUAGGAGUUAUGAAAGAGAAGUUCUUUUAUCAAGAACUAAAACUGUAAGGUCAGCCCUAUUCAGAUUAUUUUAAGACUGUCUUUGUUCAUUUUAAGUUCUUUCCUGACUGCCGCAAAACUACAGGAAAGGUUUUUGUGAAACUGGGGUGGGUGUAAAAUACCACACCCACACGGAGUUAAUAAUACAUCAUCAUUUAAUCAAAACAUAAAUAAAAUCUGUUUUAGGCCUCCGAUUGACAAAAAAAAAUCUGUUGUUGCAAAGUUAAGUAGUUCACAUCAGCUCAGUUCUAGUCCUUGUAGUCAGGAUGAGUGAAAUUGAAUCCCAAACUUGUGUACCGAAGUGCUUCUUGGACAAAUCUUGGCACACGUUUGUGGGGGGAAGAAAAAGAAAAGAUUUAUAUUAAGUUAAAAAUCAUAGAACAUGUUCUUGCACUUGUGCUCUUGGAAAGGACAGCCUGGCCCUCCAGUUUUCUUCAAAGGCUGUGAAAGCAUACAAUACUUGUAAUAAUUACAUUAGUCUUCUACAGCUGGUGCUCCGUUUUACCUUAUUGUUGCUUGAGGUUUCUCUUGCUGUGUUUUCAAAAUCUGGAGAUUUGGCUGGCCUUCUGGACAAUAGGAAAACCUGAAUAUGUUUAGAAGGUGGUUUAAAAAGUUUAAUUUGAAAGAAAUAUACAUUACGAAUGUUAGAAUGGCCAAUCCUGUUUAUUUUAAGUGUAUAAAGUAGAUUGUUUUGUAAAUUAAAAUAGCUUCAUUUUAUUUCUAUUUUUUGUUUUUGUAUUUUAUGAAGCAUUUCUCCUGUAUCAGUACCAUUUUGGUCGGUUGAAUUAUGAUUUUGUGAUCUAUGGUAUGUAAUUUUGCAUAUAGUUUAGUGUAUGGUAUGUGUUGUUAAGUCACCUUAAGAAAUCUUAAUUAAACUUUUUGUACAUACACUA